Messenger RNA from Podarcis lilfordi (Lilford's wall lizard), 367 nucleotides. The record is from the annotation of a GenBank genome assembly. NCBI's taxonomy places the organism in Eukaryota, Metazoa, Chordata, Lepidosauria, Squamata, Lacertidae.
AUGCUGGAUGGACACCGCCUGCUCCGCUGGCUCUUCUUCUCCUCCGCCUCCUGCGCGCUCCUAGUGCUGCUGCUCGCCGGCGCCCCGGGACCGUCCCUUGCCUACUUCGGGUAAGUCGGCGGCGGGCGCGGCUGCCUCACCUCGGGGGCUGCUUUUUAUCUGACACCCCCCUAAUCUCCUCUCCAGAGGUAACGCGGCGGGGUCGGACUCUGCAGCCGGCGAUCGCGUGGCGCUGCGACGCUUUGCUCGCGAGGAAGCGAGCCCCGGGCCGCCGCUGGCUGCUCCGGGAUCGGUUGCCUUUGGAUCGCGCUGCGCUUCACCCGCGCGCAAGCGACGCUGCGCUUCGUGGGAAGUAAAGCGCCGCUGG